This is a messenger RNA of Protopolystoma xenopodis, 585 nucleotides long. The record is from the annotation of a GenBank genome assembly. Lineage: Eukaryota; Metazoa; Platyhelminthes; Monogenea; Polystomatidea; Polystomatidae.
AUGGACACUGGCCCGUUUUGUCGUCGCAGGGCUUGUUGGGCACUGCGCCGAUCGGGUGACAGCGACACUCUGGCGCACGGCCAAAAACGCAUACAAGGGAGUGUGAACCGAGCCGGGUGGGGUCGGAUCGGAUCCGGUCGGUUCGGGUCAUUUCCAGUCAGUUCAUGUCGGGUCGGGUCGGAAAGAGACAAUCAUACGACCGCUGCUCCGAGCCCGCACUUAAAGCCUCCUCGAUUCUGUACCGCCGUGGCACGCAACUACAAAAUGCCCACUCCCUGUCACACUCUACAAAAUGGCAGUGUCUAUGAAGAAUCUUCAGUCGCCUCACGUCAAUGUACAAACUGCACGGCCUGGAUCUACCACAUACACAAUCCCACACCCUCUCUCCUGUCCACUUCGUGCCCGAUGCCAAUGGCCGAGUUGGUUGUUGGCAAAGACCUCACCAGAAAAUCCGCUUCUGGCAGGCCAUGGGGUCAAUGUGCUGCUCGUUUUAUGCCAAAAUCGCCUCUAUCCCCGACACGAGAACAGACUUGGCGCUCUGAAAGUGAACGGGUGCCAGAAAUCAUGCACAUACAUGAAGCGUGA